AGGAGUUUUCUUAUAAGGGUUAUUUCUCUGAUGUGUCUGUAACCGGAGUUUUGACUGCCUCUUUAACACAGAUAUGAUUUAGGGAAGUUUUUUAAUCAAGUGGGUAGGCUUUUUUGGUCAUCGUUUAUUAAUAUCCAGCUAUUGUGUUAAGUGUGUCCACAAUGUUUGGUCACCCGUACAUUUCUGUUUGGGGACUCUUUUGGGGUUUCAUUGGUGAUAGGAUGUGUGAACAAUGCAGGUGAAUACUCUGGAUGGAAGAAUAUGGCUUUCUGUUUUGACAACACGAUUUCCAUGUACUGUCUCCCCGUGCUUCCACACCCCUGGUUGAAGGGAACAUACUCUGCUGUUUUCAUUCCUUUCUACCCCUCGUCUCUUCCACUUGUCAGAAAUUGUAGAAACUUCUAGUUGUCGUUCUGCUCUACUCUGUCAGACCGCAUGGCCUCAGGCUCUCCUUAGCCUCCUGGUUGGCUCCUCAUGUGGAAAAGUGGACAGUGAUGCCUUGGAGGGUGCUGUGGGCAGGUGCAGGAUGGCCCAGCAGGUGGAAAGCUCUCUGUGAAUGUCACUCAUUGGCAGUGAGGUUGCUGGGCUGUUUCAGGGAGGUUCUGAAUCCCUCCCAGUGUGGGAUUUCCUGGGGGCACAUGCAUGACUGGCCCUGGGACCCUGGCCUGACCACCCACCACCCCCACCCCGGCUGCAGUGCUGCGCUCACUGGACCCCUCUCUGCGAGCUCUAAGCAGGUGGCUCCAUCUGGGCUGGGUCGAGUCCGUCUCACGGGGUCCUGGCUGGCUCCCACCUGCCUUCGUCUUACACUUGCUCUCCCUUCUGAGUCUGUGCUGAUGGUUCUAGGUUUUACAUCCGAUCGCGGUGGUCACACUCACCAGGCUUCAAAUCUCAGCCCGCCUUCGUCGGAGCUCUAAGAUCUGGGCUGAUGACAGAAGCCCUUUCAGCCUUUGUUCCUUCCUCUGGAAAAUGGGAUGACAGCACGUGUAGGGCCUUGUGUGGGGAAGUGCGUGGCCCCGGGGAGGGAUGGAGGCAGCCGUGCCCUUGGUAUUCCCGGGGGCUGGUCUGGUUCUGGGCCAGGGGACGUAGGGGGCAUGUACAAGGGAGUGUACAGGGGAAGUGGCACAGGGAGUGGGAAACUUUUUGUUAGAGGGUCAAGACAUGUGUCUUGAUCCUUCCAAGAGGCUGUGGCCACCAGACAAGGCCAUGGCGUUCUGGGCCCAGCAGGGAGCCAGGAGCCCCUGCCCCCCACCCCAAGGCUGGUACACAGAACCCUCUGGCUCCUGCAGCACAGUGGGUUCCCAGGGGCACCACUCAGGGCAUCUGCCAGGAGGAUGACAAUUCAAGUAAAGGAAAUCGAUUUUUAUUUGUUUUUAAACACAAAGGAAAAUCGUUGUCCAGCCUAAUUAGAUGUCAUUUAAAAAUAAAGGAACUGUGUGUCAUUUUUCCAUACCCCAGCAACCCCAGGCAGCCAGAUACUAACUCCUGGAAAAGUCUGGGCCACGGCCGGUCCCCCACCCCACCCAUCCAUGCUGAGGGGCCCAGCCUCCCUGUCUCUCAAGGCCCCUCAGCUCUGACGCAGUCCCUCAACUGUCGCCCUCCUGGAAACUGGGCUCUUCCUACCUGAUGGGCGGGGCCCUAGUGACAGGCAGACUCUGAGUAGCAGCCUUGUAGGGGGCCGUACCACGUGGAAAGGGGACCCCAGAGGAGCGAGUUCAGUCGAGGUGGGCAUCUGUGCCCUGCUCCCCCCUUCGGGGCACCUUGAGAGGACUCCAGGAAUGAUAGGACUGGCUCCCACGUUGAUCUCCGUGUGCGCACUGUCCUGUCCCAGCCUGUGCUCCGCUCAGCUCAAGAGUCCAAGCCGCCCACGUGUAGGAGUGCUGGGCUGACCCCUGUGGAAUCCAGUGGAAUGGGCCCAAAGGGGCAGGAGGCCAGAGGAGAAGGGGCGGGGGAAGGGGAGACUCCAGGCACCCGCCCCCAGCCCUGAGGGCCCCAGUGGCCCUGGUGGGAGGCCAGCGUGCCAGCAGCCACCCUGCGGGAAAGGGCAGGGAUUCUCUGAAAUCCUACCUGCUCUGUCCCUGGGCCUCUCAAGGCUCAAUAAUGGGAUGGUUAUUGGUGGACAAUGACAUUUUGUCCCCUGAGCAGCCACCAGAAGAAGCUGACUGGACAGAAAGGGAGAAAAGAAGGAGGGGGAAAAAAAAGAGGAAAAAAGCCGGGCUCGGCAGAAUUCGUAUUUAGGAGUGUGAAGAGGAGAUGGCAAGAUUCCUUUACUCAAUUCAAAUAGUAUUUGAUUCUAGGAAGGAAUUCAGAAGGAAAAAAAAUGAAUCCUGCGUCUGUAACAAAGCUUUAAUUAUCAGCAUCGCCCCCCGGGCCGGGCCUUUGUCGAGGCGGCGUCCUGCGAGGGGCUGCCUGGCCCUGGUUCCCAUGGCAGCCGCCUCCGGCUGCAGUCCGGCCGCAGCCCUCCGCCCCCAGGACGGCCGGGCGAAGGUAAAUAUGGCCCUUCUUCACGGUUUCUGUGAUGCGAUUUCUUGAAGCUUGGUUUAUGUAAAAAAAUGUCACUCCUUGCCGUCCAGGAGCUUCCGCUGCGGUUGGCUGGGCGGACACCCAGGUGGGGGCCGCAGGGUGCUCCCGUGGCCCGACCCGCCGGGUGGAACCAGCCACAUCCUCCCCAGGACUUCCCUGGGGGCAAGUCUGUGGGGGUGCAGGGGGAGGAGGGCUGAGGACCUGUGCGCAGGGGUGUGUCACCCCCACCACUCCCCACCCUGGGCAGGAGCCGAGCAGCCACCGCGAGGCCAGAGCCAGCUCUGAGCCCUGCUUGCCGGGCACGGCGGUGCAGCCAGGUCGAUGGAUCUGUCUGCCUGGGAGCAGGAGGGAGCUUCUGUCCACUGUCCUCCUGUGGGCAGGAGGGGCCCGCUGCUGUCCUGGGCAUGGAGAGGUGACAGGGACCUCAGAGGUGGGGUCAGGGAGAGGCCAGCCCCAGCCCUCACAGUCUGGGUCGCAGAAGGCAGCAGGUAACUUUGGUGACAAGUCACCCAGACCAGCAUGUCCCGAGCAUGUCCCGAGAAUGGUGGCCUCGCUGCAUGCUUACUGCCACCUGUGAACCGGGCGCUGGAGCUGCUGGUGUUUUGCAGAGGAGGGUGUGGCUCCAGCUGGGGGGGGUGGUCAGACCUCCCUGCCAGCCCGCUGGAUGCCCAGCCCAUGCUUGCAGCCAGAUCCCAAAUAUUUGUGGCAUGUGCCCAGCAGACAGGACUGGGCUCUCUGGUGCUUAACGGAGACACGUUUCAGCUCAAAGUUAGGAAGAUCUGAGAGCUGGGGUUUGGGGAGGAGGGAGGUUCGAGAGGUUCCUGCCUUAGGAGUGUCUGAAUUCAGGCUGGGGGCUGCUUGUGCCCUUCUGCUGUUGGGGGCGGGCCUCCAUUCCUGCGGGCUGGAGGAAGCUGCUCCCCACUGGCCCAGGAUCCAGCCAGCUGAGCCAGAGGCAGGCCUGGGGCCACUCUGGGGGACGGGGCAAUGUAGGGCGCAGGGUCUUGGCUCCUGGAAGCUCUCGUACCCACCAGAAUCUAUGGAAAUGACUGUGAGCUCAGCAUGCAGACUCUCUGAAGCAGGUGUUACCUGUGCCCUUUUGCAGAUGAAGCCCUGAGGGCGUGGCCACUGGCAGGUCACUAGGCAGUCUGCCCAAAGAGCUGCCAGCGCCACCUGGCCCCACGUGGGGCUGGAGGCAGCCUGCGAGGGUUCAAUGCCCAGCGCGGGGGUGCAGACCUGCCUCUAAGGAACUGGAGUGGGAAGAGGAGGCGAGGGAGGGAGGGACGUGAGCUUGUCGUGAAUAACAGGUGUAUUAGAGAGGUGGGGAGAGGCUGGAGGACUGGAAAGGGGAGGUGGCUGCACUUGGGGUGGGUCCUCCUCCUCCCCCUGUCUCCCUUCAGACUACCCCACCCCUGCCUCUCCCCAUUCCCUGUCUGUGGGCACUGUGCCCCUGGGGCCAGGCUUCCACUCCCCCACCUCCUCCAUCCCCCCACCAGCUCAAGGGUCUGGCAUGCAGCUGCCCCCAGCUAGUCUUGGCUCUCUGGCUUGGGUUUUCUGCCAGUUAGUGGGAUCUGGGGUGGGGGUGGGGGGCUCUGGAUCUCUCCCUCUCCCCGGGCACCCUGCAAUGGGGAUAGGACUGCGGAGGCCAUGUGAAGUGACCUGUCUGUCCACUGCUGGCCCUCUGGCUUUUGCUGCCAUUGUCUGGUCUGUGAAACGAGUAGGGAAACAGCAGGAUCACAGGAUAGGGGAGAUUAAGUGGGAUGAUGGGGGAAGGAAGGGAGCACUGCCUCUUCCUCCUGACAGGUCUUGCUUGGGGGACUGAGGCCUUAGUCUGGCCAUGGGCUUCGUGAGGUGGGCCUCUUGGCUCACCCACUGAACACACAGCUUUCUACUCCUCCCGCAUCCCCAGUGGGCAGGUUCUUGGUUAUAAAUUAGAGUCACAACGUUCCAGAGAAUCGAGGCCACCUUCACCAUCCUGAUGGCCUUCUCUUGGCAGGGGCAGCCCCCUCCCACUGCUGGCCCCCCUCAGGUGGUGUGACUUGACAGGGUCCAAAGAGUAGGUGAAAAUCUUCGCUGGUGCAAAGGAUCCACUAAGGGUUUACCAAAACGGUCUGCAUGUGUGCGAGGAAUCCUGUAAAAGUGUUGGGGGGGGGCAUACAUUUAAACAAGCAUUUCAUUUACAAACGUGUUUUGUCUUGCUACCUCCUGCUUAGAGUUCCCUGCUGUGUGAAGUGAGGGUCCCCUUAGCCAAUUCCUCUCCCCAGUCUGCACGCCGAGGGGGUCAGCUUUGGAUCCCAGGAGAGCCUCCUGGAAGAGGUGUUUCAUCCUGGACAAAUGCCAGAAGAGUAUCCCUGGAGCCCUAUGUAGGCAAUGGAGGAAGGCAGGGAGGGCGCCGCGGUAGCCCGGCAUAGAGCCGCAUUUAGCACAGCUGAAAGACAGAUAAUCAGGAAAUACUUGUUUGGAAGUGGGCAAGCAAGACGUGCUCCAGGGGAGAUUUCUAGGGAGCCAAUGGGAUGGAAGACUCAUAGGUCUUGGGGCCUGGCACCAGCCCUUCCCUCUGCUAACCGUGCUCUUCCUUUUCUAGAAGUCUCCUUUAGGAAGGCCAGUCUCUCCACCUGGUUAGGUUACCAUCUGCUCUGUCCCCACACUCCUGAUGCUCUUCUCCUCUUCCUCUUCCAGAGCACCGAUCCCCUUCAAACCCCUAGUGGCACACCCAUAGAUAUGAAUCAUCGUGCGUAGCAGCCACAGUCUGCUCCAGUGCACGUCCCGGGGGCACAGAGAGCCUUGGUUCCUUCAUUGGUGGAUUCCCAGUGUCUAGGCAGGUCUUUGGUAACAUUUGUGGAUAGAUGGAUGGAUGGAUGGAUGGGCAAGGAGUAAGGGUUCUGUGGGAUACCCCACUUCUACUGCACCCCAGUACAAAUGAUUUUAGGGAAGCAGACAGCCCUAGAAGGUGAGGGGAGCCAUUGCGCUUCUGCCCAACCUUGGCUGCCCCAGCGUCCCCAGCAAGGCUGGGCUCUGUGUGUUGCUGGUCCUGGUCCAAGUAGCCAGCAUGAUUUUCUCCCCGGUUGCAGCCUCUGAGUGCGAAUGGGGCUCGUGCCUGCUCCCACCAAGGCUGGAUUUUUCUGGAACCAGGAUGCAACCCAAGACAGCUCUCUGAAUGCGCUCAUUCUGGAAUCUCUGCUAAAGGCUGCCCUCCUUGUUAAGUGGCCCGCCAGGCUGGGGCGACAGGGCUGGUACCCAACUCCCUCCAGGAGCACUUUCUCUCUCUCCCUCCAUCCUCCCCUCCUCUGUCUCUCGGUCUCUCUUUCUCCUCCAGCCAAAAGAGGGGAGACUGGCAAGAUGUGUAAUUUUCAGUUGCUAAUUGUGAUGCCCCGCAGCUUGCUAAGCUAAAAAUAGUCUUCGUUUUUGUUGAGUAGGUUAAAAAAUAGCAGCCCACGUGCUGCCUCCAAAAGCAGCCCUGGCGAAGCCUGGCAGAGGCACGGCCGGCAGGCCCUCUCCCACCUCCUGGAGCGUCCCUGGGGACUCAUGUGGGAUGGGCCCUGAAGGCCAUGUUUGUCCCCGUUUUCCAGGAAGCUGGGAUUCUUAACUUCGCAUCCGUAGAUGAACUUCUGGGAACCCAUCAAUCCCUGGAAUUAUGUGCAGAAUGCCGUGGGAGUGUGCAUUUAUCCGCAUGGCCAGGGCGGGGGCCUCAGCCUUCGUCCGAUGCUCAGAAGGUCAUGCCCCAGCCAGGGACGUUGAUGAGCAGAAACAACAGUCCUGAGAAGGAGCAGGGAAGUGGGGCAGACAUAUUCGCCGCUGCCGACCCGAGCAACAUUACACAAGGGCCGCGAACUGCGUGUCCUCGUGUGAAACAUGGGUGUCUCUGUGCCGCCCCCAGGUUAGGGGCACGGCAUCAAGUGCGACGCGUGAUGUCCAACUCCUGAUGACAAACGUUUGAAGGAAACUAUGCCCCAGACGUCCGUCGUCUUCUCCAGCAUACUCGGGCCCAGCUGUAGUGGACAGGUGCAGCCCGGCAUGGGGGAGCGAGGAAGCGGAGCUGGCGGCUCAGGGGACCUCGUCUUCCAAGAGGGACGCCUCAUCUCUGGGUCCCUGGAGGCCUUGAUGGAGCACCUGGUCCCCACAGUGGACUAUUACCCGGAUAGGACAUACAUCUUUACAUUUCUCUUGAGCUCCCGGGUCUUUAUCCCCCCUCAUGACCUGCUGGCCCGUGUGGGGCAGAUCUGCUUGGAGCAGAGGCAGCAGCUGGAAACGGGGUCUGAGAAGACCAAGCUGAAGUCCUUCUCAGCCAAGAUUGUACAGCUGUUAAAGGAGUGGACGGAGGCCUUCCCCUACGACUUCCAGGAUGAGAAGGCCAUGGCCGAACUGAAGGCCAUCACCCACCGGGUCACACAGUGUGAUGAGGAGAAUGGCACAGUGAAGAAGGCCAUUGCCCAAAUGACACAGAGCCUGCUGCUGUCUCUGGCUGCCCGAAGCCAGCUUCAGGAGCUGCGGGAGAAGCUCCGCUCACCGGCCAUGGACAAAGGGUCUGUCCUCAAGGCUAAGCCGCCAGCCACUCAGAAGGACAUCCUGGGUGUGUGCUGCGACCCCCUGGUGCUGGCCCAGCAGCUGACUCAUAUUGAGCUGGAGAGGGUCAGCAGCAUUCACCCUGAGGACCUGAUGCAGAUCGUCAGCCACAUGGACUCUCGGGACAAGCACAGGUGCCGAGGGGACCUGACCAAGACCUACAGCCUGGAGGCAUAUGACAACUGGUUCAACUGCCUUAGCAUGCUAGUGGCCACCGAGGUGUGCCGGGUGGUGAAGAAGAAGCACCGGACCCGCAUGCUAGAGUUCUUUAUUGAUGUGGCCCGGGAGUGCUUCAACAUUGGGAAUUUCAACUCCAUGAUGGCCAUCAUCUCUGGCAUGAACCUCAGUCCUGUGGCGAGGCUGAAGAAAACAUGGUCCAAAGUCAAGACGGCCAAGUUUGACGUCUUGGAGCAUCACAUGGACCCAUCCAGCAACUUCUGCAACUACCGUACUGCCCUGCAGGGGGCCACACAGAGGUCCCAGAUGGCCAACAGCAGCCGAGAGAAGAUUGUUAUCCCUGUAUUCAACCUUUUCGUUAAGGACAUUUACUUCUUGCACAAAAUCCAUACCAACCACCUGCCCAAUGGGCAUGUUAACUUCAAGAAAUUUUGGGAGAUCUCCAGACAGAUCCAUGAGUUCAUGACAUGGACUCAGGUAGAGUGUCCCUUCGAGAAGGACAAGAAGAUUCAGAAUUACCUGCUCACGGCACCCAUCUACAGUGAGGAAGGUGAGGCCCAGUUCUCCAUGGCAGCACAUCCACCUCCCCAUACCAUACAUGUCACCCUGACUUCCCCCCCUCAUGGGGUUGCCCUGGAAGGCAGGCCUGAUCACUAUCCCCAUGCUACACAGGGGAAGCUCAGCCCACAGGGGUGAGUACAUGAGGGUGGGCUGUCAGUAGACAACAG
Molecule: messenger RNA, 7988 nt
Organism: Ailuropoda melanoleuca (giant panda)
Lineage: Eukaryota; Metazoa; Chordata; Mammalia; Carnivora; Ursidae
Gene: RASGEF1A
Product: RasGEF domain family member 1A
Exons: 11
Coding region: 6466-7956 (496 amino acids)
Biological process (GO): Ras protein signal transduction
Cellular component (GO): plasma membrane
Molecular function (GO): guanyl-nucleotide exchange factor activity
Source: RefSeq, a predicted model, not a curated record